Schizophyllum commune H4-8 is the source of this 693-nucleotide messenger RNA. RefSeq names its product glycoside hydrolase family 61 protein. The coding region runs from base 1 to 693 and encodes 230 amino acids. The record is from RefSeq and is a predicted model, not a curated record. Lineage: Eukaryota; Fungi; Basidiomycota; Agaricomycetes; Agaricales; Schizophyllaceae. The transcript has 5 exons.
AUGCGGGUCCCUACCCUUCUCGCUGCUGCCCCUUUGGCUACCACGGCGUUAGCGCACUACACCCUCCCCGUCCUCGUCGUCAAUGGUGAGCCCUCCGGCGAGUGGGUGAACAUCCGCCGCACGAACAACUAUUAUUCGCAGCAGCCAGUCACCGACGUCACCUCCCCCGACUUCACUUGCUACACCACCGAGACGCAGGCGACGGCCGAGACCGCCGAGGUCGCCGCCGGCUCCUCCGUCAGCAUCAAGGCGAACGGGCCCAUGUACCACCAGGGCGUUGUCAAUGUGUACAUGGCGGACGCGGACGGGGACGCGGCGUCGUAUGACGGCUCGGGCGAGAAGUGGUUUAAGGUGUAUGAGAUCCCGGCGGUGACGGACGGGGGGAGCACGAUUGAGUUUCCGGGGACGAACAUAACGGAGAUCACCUUCGACAUUCCCAAGGCCCUACCGAGUGGCGAGUAUCUCGUUCGCGCUGAGCACAUCGCUCUCCACAACGCAGCGAACAAGGGUGGAGCCCAGUUCUACCUCAGCUGCGCCCAGGUCAAGGUCACCGGCGGCGGCAACGGCACACCGGGUCCGCUUGUCUCCAUCCCGGGCGUGUACGACGGUAAUGAGCCGGGCAUCAAGCUCAACAUCUACAGUCCUAUCCCUGCCAACUACAGCCAGCCGGGCCCCGCUGUUUGGAGCGGCUGA